AUGGAAAAAGAAAAUGAACUUGACGAAUUUGAUUCAGACUUUAUUGAUACUGAAGACGAAAAUUGUACCGAUGGACAAGAACUUGAACGACAGAAGAAAUUCAAGAGAAAAAGGAAACCUGAAAAUAUUCAUUGGGCUAGGGAAAAGACAAAACGUAACGGAAUGGAAGGCAAGGAUUAUCUAGGAUAUAGUCGAAGUAAAACUGGUCAAAUACUACACAUAGCGAAAACGCAAUGCAGAAGCUUAGGUCCAGCUUGCUCCUCCAUGAAGUGCUUGAAAUACAAAAAGAGACACUGUAAUAUUAUAACUCAUGAAGAGCGCUUGUCGAUUUUUAAAAAAUUUUGGACUGAUAUGUCUUGGAGCAAAAACAGAUAG
This is a messenger RNA of Acanthoscelides obtectus, 375 nucleotides long. The record is from the annotation of a GenBank genome assembly. NCBI's taxonomy places the organism in Eukaryota, Metazoa, Arthropoda, Insecta, Coleoptera, Chrysomelidae.